Molecule: messenger RNA, 861 nt
Organism: Guillardia theta CCMP2712
Lineage: Eukaryota; Cryptophyceae; Pyrenomonadales; Geminigeraceae
Exons: 6
Coding region: 1-861 (286 amino acids)
Source: RefSeq, a predicted model, not a curated record
AUGCUCGCGUCGGAGGCGCUACUGCUGCAGAGGAGGAGAGAGGAAGCGCUGGAGGAGGGGAGAAGAGAGUUCCUCCUCUUCAGCUCUGAUCAUCCUCACGAACCUGCUCAACAUGUGAGGGGAGGUAGAAGGCGAGCAUGUGCAGUAGUGAUACAGGCCUUGUUCGAACUAGGGAGAGGGGAGGAGGCGGAAGACUUCACUCUGCAGGGCUUCUGUCCUGAUGGAUCGUCCAAGUGCUUUGGCCAGAUUCCUCCUGUUCUUGUUGAAGUUCUAUACAAGCUCAGAAAGUUCCUUGAUGAUGGUCGCACGGAACGAGCAGGAAAGCUCUUGCAAUCGUUCUUCGAUACCUACUCUCGGGAAGGGACGCCACAGGAGCAGCAGGAAGACAGAGAAGUGCUAAGCCGGCUAGCUCAGUAUUAUUUGCUCGAGGUUGUAGCAAAGGAGCAGGGAAGCAGUGCUUGCAAAGCUCACCUGCCUCGACUUGAGGCUUUUUUGAGCGAGCAUGCGAAGCAAAAGGUCAAGGACGCACUUGAGGACAAGGAGAAUUCUCCCGCUCACAGGAUCGAACAGCAGGCAGAUACGCCGGUGCAGGAGGAAACAGUCGCUCAGGAUCCCCACAAGAGAGAACCUGUUCUUCAGGAGAAAGCCGGUGCUGCGGGGCUGUCGUUGCUUGCCAGGAUGUCGUCCAAGGUGCUCGUGCGCGGGCUCUUACCUUCGUUGCUCGUAGCCCUCUUGAUGUCAUUCUUACGGAGCCCGCAAGUUCGGAAAAGAAUCCGGGUUACGUUUGAGAAGAACGGCAAACUGUGGACACCGCUUGCCGCUGUCUUCUCUUUCUUCUUCUUCUUCAUCUUUGCACUUUAG